Messenger RNA from Chinchilla lanigera (long-tailed chinchilla), 7646 nucleotides. It is a transcript of the gene Rbms3, whose product is annotated as RNA binding motif, single stranded interacting protein 3. The record is from RefSeq and is a predicted model, not a curated record. Gene Ontology annotation, cellular component: cytosol; ribonucleoprotein complex; nucleus. NCBI's taxonomy places the organism in Eukaryota, Metazoa, Chordata, Mammalia, Rodentia, Chinchillidae. Bases 25 to 1236 code for a protein of 403 amino acids. The transcript has 14 exons. Gene Ontology annotation, molecular function: mRNA 3'-UTR binding; poly(U) RNA binding; poly(A) binding.
UCCUAUGCACCAGCUCCCCACCCCAUGGCUCCUCCCAGCCCCAGCACAAACAGCAGCAGCAACAACAGCAGCAGCAACAGCAGCGGGGAACAGUUGAGUAAAACCAACUUGUACAUUCGAGGCCUUCCUCCAGGCACGACUGACCAGGACCUAAUCAAGCUGUGCCAACCGUAUGGAAAAAUUGUAUCCACAAAGGCAAUUCUGGACAAAAACACGAAUCAGUGCAAAGGUUAUGGUUUUGUAGAUUUUGACAGUCCUGCAGCCGCACAAAAAGCAGUAGCAUCUCUCAAAGCAAAUGGUGUUCAGGCACAGAUGGCCAAGCAACAAGAGCAAGACCCAACAAAUCUAUACAUCUCAAAUCUCCCAAUUUCUAUGGAUGAACAGGAACUUGAGAAUAUGCUGAAACCAUUUGGUCAUGUCAUUUCCACAAGAAUACUAAGAGACGCUAAUGGAGUCAGCAGAGGUGUUGGCUUUGCCAGAAUGGAGUCUACUGAAAAAUGUGAAGUGGUAAUUCAACAUUUUAAUGGAAAAUAUCUGAAAACACCACCAGGCAUCCCAGCCCCCAGUGAACCAUUACUGUGCAAAUUCGCUGAUGGAGGACAAAAGAAGCGGCAAAAUCAAAGCAAAUAUACCCAGAAUGGGAGGCCUUGGCCCAGAGAAGGAGAGGCUGGCAUGGCUCUGACCUAUGACCCCACAGCUGCCAUACAGAACGGAUUUUAUUCUUCACCGUACAGUAUUGCAACCAACCGCAUGAUUCCACAGACAUCUAUCACGCCAUUCAUUGCUGCUUCCCCUGUCUCCACAUACCAGGUCCAGAGUACUUCAUGGAUGCCUCAUCCGCCAUACGUUAUGCAACCAACAGGUGCUGUGAUUACACCAACAAUAGACCAUCCUAUGUCAAUGCAGCCAACGAACAUGAUGGGUCCCCUGACACAGCAGAUGAAUCACCUUUCAUUGGGCACAACGGGGACGAUUCAAUCCCAAGACAGGAUUAUGAUACUCCACCAGCUGUUGUGUCAGUAUAUGACUGCUGCUGCUCCUAUGCAAGGGACCUACAUUCCCCAGUACACGCCUGUGCCUCCAACAGCUGUUUCUAUUGAAGGUGUUGUUGCUGAUACCUCUCCCCAGACAGUGGCACCUUCAUCGCAGGACACCAGUGGUCAGCAGCAACAGAUAGCAGUGGACACGUCCAACGAACACGCACCUGCAUAUUCUUACCAACAAUCUAAACCAUAAACAGAACAGAAGAAUGUCCGUCUGAAAUUUUGCCUUGAAUGAAGAAACUUCACUGAACAAGAAGUUAGUUGGCUUCCAGUUUGCACAGGCAUCAAUGGAAGGCUUUUUUUUUAAUUUUAUAUCUCACUCAGUGAAACAAAAGUUUUUAUGUGCUGUGCAAAUGGUUCCUUCAUGUGGUCUGACGGUUUCUUUUUGCCACCUUUUUCUUUUUUACUUAAAGGAAAAGAAAUCCCAGAAGAGGGGGUGGGGUGGGUAUCAAAGGUUGACAUUAUAUCUGGAAGAGCAUUUGAAUUCAAAAUUUACCUGAAAGUAUAGAUAGAUUUUCUUCUUUUUUUUUUUCCUUCUAUUUUUUAACAGAAAACCUGAUGUCAAGAGAUGGGCAAUCCAAAAUGGAAGCAAAUGGUCUUCUUCAGUAAUUAAGCUACUUUUUCUUUUUCCCUUCCUGUUUAAACCUAGUGGGUUGUUUUUUCUUAUUUUAUUGUAUUUUUUUCUUAGAAAUAUUUAGGUAAGGUUUAUCUUGAAUCUUAAUUGCCUUAAUUUUAAGGACGUCAAAGGCUCUCAAGGCAAGCUGUCAACGUCUUGUUAAAAAAAAUAAUUCAAGAAAGAAUUGAAAUAUCGUGCCAGCUUUAACUGGUACAGAAGUUUAAGACUAUGAGUUUUUAGGGUGAAAAAAACUGUACAGUUUAAAAGAAAAUGUUUUUCUUCAUUUGAAGAAAAUUUGUUGAUAAAAGAAACCAUGGCAACUGCAAGAAUUGGGAAAUGCUGGGACUUUUCAUGAACUUUGUCUUAAGUGUUGACACAAAUCAUUCUAGAAGGCUAAAACAUUUUAUGGUAAAGUUAUUAACGUUGGUUUAAAAACAACUGCAUUAGAAAUAAUGCGUGUUUGGGGGGCAGAAUGCAGAUUUUUUUAUUUACAAAGCGUGAUUGCUAGCAAAAGCAUUAGUGCUUUUUAUCUGCAGUCUUUUUUAUGAGCUUUACAAAGUUUUUAGUCAGCUUUGCUUGUCACAUUGCAAAACUUAGCUAAGAGCAUUAAAAACAAAACAAAAAAACAUAAGUAGGUAGGAGCUUAUGGUCAAAAAGUGCAAAAAAAAAAAAACAAAAAAAGCAAUAGAUAGAGAAAUUGUUGACAAUUUCUGUAGUCUUUCCUAGUUGUGAUCAAAUUCAGCCUAUAGAUGGCCUAUUUUAUACCAAAGAUGAAGUGACACCCUAUUACAGUCCAGAAGGUAGAGGUUUUUUUUUUUUUUUUUCCUUUUCUUUUCUUUAAAAUUUUAUUUGACCUACAAUGGCCGGACCAGUUCUUACUUUGUUGUUUGUUUAAACUACCGUCCACUGGUGUUUUACAUACUGCAAAAAAAUUUUUUUUAAUGUACAUUUGUUUAUAAUAGAAGUUCGCACCAACUGUGUUCAGCAGUCCCAGCAUAAAGAGUUCUGGAUACCAAUUAAUAGAGCCGAGGGGCUUUUAAGUUUUGAGCUUCUCUGGUUCCUUGCUAGCUCUCUUCAAUGUGACACCUGUGUUAAUGGCCACCAAUAAGCCACGAGACAUGUAUAAGAGGCUGGACUUUCUGUGGAUUUUGAACUGAUGAUACUUCCUGAAGAUGGCCUGAAAGGUCUCUGAAAUCUCAUUUGUCAGAAAAGCUUAGUGAUACGGGUUGAAAUGGUGAAUGGUCUCCUGCAAAGGUCUCAUGGUAUUUGUAACAAUCGUCUUCCUUCCAAAUUCCAGUACCUCCUGGUUUUGUCUGCUCACCACAGUCUUCUCAUCAUCCACCAUGAAUGGCCACCUUGACACUGCAUUCGGGGAGGGGGCAUCUUCUUUUCAUCUCUUUUCAUGGUAUAUUCAUAUCUUGGUCUUGCCUGAAAGAAAGAAAAUAUACCUUUUUAUUUCAGUUUAAUUUUCUGAGGCAAGAAGUACCAAUAACAUUGAGGAUUCUCUUAGUGGGAUUUAGGGAAACUCUCAAAAUGCUAGUUGACAAUCAAGAAAUUGUAUCAUAAUUACCAAAAGAAUAAGUAUCAAUAAGUACCAAAAGAAGUAGAUUUGAUCAGUCAUUAAAGCCAAAGGAGAUAUUUAUAUAAAGAAUGGUGUAAAUUUGUAUCUAAAUUGACUUACCUAAAAAACAUCUUUACAUUUUUGGUUCAUCAAGUCAACAUUAAACCUAUACAAUUUAACCUGAAACUGAAGAAAAUGAAAUGGAAUUUUAUCAGUUGAGCUACUCACAAGAAGUGCAUUUUGGUUGAAUCAUUUGAAUCACAAAAAUGAAACUUUUUACAAAUAAGUACAGGAACUUGACUUUGUGCAGAAAGAAGAGGGCAAUGUAUAAGUGCACUAUGAAAGAACACAGAGUAGACUUUUAAAAACUCAAAAAUAUAAAAGGCAAAUCAUAUUUUCAGUAGGUCAGUAUGAAUAAGGAGUUUGACUCAUAUAAAAUUGCCAAUAUUCCACUAUUUAGUUGGAUCCUGGUUUUCUUAUUUGCAAGCCCAUGAUGGAAGCUCAAACCCAGAGUGACUGCACAGCUUUGUAGUCUCACCACUGGCAAAAGAUAACAAACUGUGGCAUGUGCUGGACAGAAAGUCAACUGAUCACACCCAUCUUAAGGGUUUUCCAUGCUACAGAGAGAACCCGAGAUUUAAACAUUCUUCCACUGUAUCCUCCAGCAUCCCAUGGACUGCCAUGUGGUAUUAUCUUGGAAAAUGAGCUCCUCAUAUUAUGGGGGUGGUACAAAAAACAUGCAUAAGAAGUACGUUUUCAUGCUCUUUUUCAUGCUCUGAAUUCUUCGCAUACAUAAGGAUUAUCCUGGGCAUAAUUCAUUUGAAUAUAAAACCAAUAUGCAUUCCUUUGUUUCUGUACAAAAAAUACCAAAAAUAUAUAUUAAUGUGAUACAAAGAAAGUCUCAUUUAUACAGUCAGCAAUGAGGGUAAGAGGUAGCUAACAUGUGGCUGAUAAAUGUGCCUAGGUAACUUCUUGUUUCUAUUCAAAACUGCUGCUUUAUUUAUACAUUUAGGUACUUUUUUUCGACUAUGAAAUUUCAGUAGUCUCAGGAAAUUAUUCUCCCUGUCAUUUUGUGUGCCUGUGUGUUUUGUGUUUGGAUUGUUUAUGUCAUAACAUUCUAUAAAAUAUGUUAUUUCAAACCAAAAAGAAACAAAAUGAUAAAAAAAUGCACAUGUCCAAAUUUGCCCCCCUUUUGUCAUUCUACCUAAGAACUGUUUUCAAGAAUCCAGUCUUGGGGUUUGGGGAGGAGCUAUUAACAGGUAAGCAGCAUUAAAUCGUAUGAAAAAUAAAACAACUCAAAGUAUGUGUUCAAAAUACCCAGAUAUCAGAAUCCAAAUUUAGUCAACAAUAUAUACUGUGGGAUUUUGAUCCUAUUUAGAACUAAAAUCCCUUUUGGAUGAAGUUAAUUUUCUUUGUAUUCUGAUUUACCAAACAUUUAUUUUUAUGUGUCAAUUUUUCCUUUUGACUUUAAUUGCCAUGCAUUAUCCUGCACAUUCGGAAACAAACUAAUACCACAAUCCAAAUAAGAGAAACACCUUCUCAUCCAAACUCUUUUCAUGUGGUCAGUGGAAGACCAGAGAUAAAGAGCAGAUCAUUUCCGCUAUGAGAAGCUAUUGUCAAGGGAUGCAAAGUGUGUAUAGGAACCAGAGGCUCCCGCUGCACAGCCAUAUCUUGGGAGAACAACAAAGUGCACACUGUGAGCUAAAGGUAAUCCUAGCAGGUGCUGAUGACAGUUUGUUUUUCAAUGUUGAUUUGUCUUUUACAUGGAAACUGAAAUAACAUUCUAAAGAAAAUCCUCUCCUUAACUUUGUGGUCAGUAUUAGUUUGUUUCCAUGGUAAAUUUCAACAGUUCAGACAGAAUAUUGUCUCAUAUUUUACUUUAAUUAAUUCUUUAUGUGACUUCAGCAGAUCUGCCAUCUUUAAAAGCAUAUGACUCCCUUUCACCACUUCCCUAAUGUAUGACAACCUGGCAUUAGAAGUGCGCUCAUGCUGUCCUUAGAGACAGAAGGUUAAGCCCUGAGGAAGGCUGGGUGGAGCAGGAAAUUCACAUUAUCUCACUAUGGCAAAAAAAAAAAAAAAAAAUACACUGCAGAAAAUUGCUUUAAAAAUUGCUUUCAGUUCAUGUAUAACCAAAAAAGUUCUGAAUUCUGGUUUCUUAAAAAAUUUUUGAAUAUUUGAGAUAUCUCUUCUAUGGCUAUGUAACAUUUACAAUGGCCUAAAAUCCCCAAUACUGAAAAGUGAGACUUGAGUUGAAGAGGGCCUUUGCAGUCUUCUCCAUGAUUGAACAGAAGUUUCGAUGGGCUGUCUACACAGAUCAUGCUGUUAAAAGAUCACAAUAUAUUUGACAAUUCAGUCUCACUCCUAAUUUGAGUGCAUGAAUCAUUGCAGAUGAAUUGAUAAGCAGAGAGAAAUUCUUAAGUGUUCUUGUGAUGUGUUUUUAGAUGAUUUAAAAUGGAACAAAAGGACAACAUUUUUGUAUAUGUACAAUAACAGUCAGCACACCGAGGAAUCACACAUCGUAAUACAGUGUGAUGAGUCAUAGACUCUUGAUCUGUUCUCUUUGACCUGAAUAAGGAGUAAAGGAUGGGAUCUUACUUUUCAUGCUGUUGUGGCUGGCGUGCUUCACAACUGUGAGUUUACUGAAACUGACAGCUUCUCACUUCAGUCUGAGGGAUUGGCAGCAUUUAAACAGGCUCAUUGCUUGUGCACACUGUACAUUUCCUGUGGCUAAGUGAUGAUGAAAUUUCAUUAGUGAAGAAAUUUGGCUUACAAAUAAAGUGUCCACUAUAGCAUUGGAAGACGGUCAGGUAUGACUGAAGAUUAAUAUUUCUUUCAAAACAUUUUAAAAUAUGGCAUUGGCCCCUUAAUUCAAACACUCUUGGUUUUGGCUUUGUGGAUUAUGUGUUCAGGAAAGUAUAAAAGCUCAGUGUUAAAUCCCCAAGUGUCCCCAAAGAUCUAUGAAGUGGGAGGAGGAGUUCAUGAUCAAUUAAUGAUUUCUUUUAUGUGUGGUUUUUACCCCAGAGUAUAAACACUCACUGUCACCAGGGGAAAAAAAGAUGGGUGAUCUCUCAAUAUUUAGCUCUGUGUAUCUUGGGUGGGAAAAUAAUGCAUCAGGAAAAGUUUCUUCUACCCAGGAAGCUCAUGGAAUCGAGUUUGUAACCGAGCUUGGAGCCUGCAGAAAGAACCACGAGGCCACUGAAUCACAGUUGAGCUUUUCCCAAAACUGCCCCAUUUCUGAGUUUUGCAGAAAUACUAUCGCUCUCAAUUUCUGAAGGGCUAAUUAUCCAUUUUGUGUAUGUUUGUCUUUUCUUCUUGAGAAUUAGGCCUUAGGCACUGUUUCCUUUCAUUAAUAUUUCACCCUGGGGGUGGAAAAAGAAACAAUUGGAAAUAAAAUUCAUAUUAGUUACUUAAUUCUAUUAUUACUUAAGUAUUGAUUUAUUGAGAGUUUAAAGUGAUGAAGAAAACUUGUACCAGUGCAUUAUAAACCCUGGGUUUUGGUAAUUCAUAAUAUCCUUUUCCCAUUCUCCACAAAUAAUUGAGAGUCGGCUGUAUUCUCGCGGAAUAUAAAAGAGAAUAUUGCGGCCAGGGACUGGGCUUCUCUCAGAAGAAAACUGUUUUGGUUUCACUCACUUUGCUGAAAGUUAAACCAGUUGAAAAAAUAAACAGAAUUUCUGUUAGGAGAAUAUAAUAGCUCUCAGUUAAAUAUACAUUCAUUCCUUUCCUUAAGUUUGAUGAAAAAAUGCAUUACUUUUGCUAUAUUUUCACUACAUUACUGUAUCAAGACUGAAUGAUUUGACACUGCAGUGCAAACUCUUAUGAUCACAAUUUUCAUAAGUUCAAAGUGUAACCUUAACGUUAUACUUUGUAUUUAAAUUCUCUGGUCUUAGAUUUUUAAGAAAGAUGCUCUGUCCUCUUCCCAAAAAUGUGCUAUUUCAUCAUAUACAAAACAAGGAGUUAUUUCAUACCUUUCAGGACCUAUAAAAAUAAUUUCAAAGAGAUACUUGAAAAAAAUUUCCCCAGUUUGCAAAUAAGUGCUUCCACUUAUUUAAAAAUAUAAUUGGAAUCUUAAUUUUUAAAAUAUGUAUAAAAGUACUCUAUGAGAUACUGAGUUUCUAAGGAAAAUGGGACACAGCUUCUUUUAAAACCCUUAUUUCAGGCCGUAUUCAACCUCAUGCGACUUCUGAAACAUCACUCAAUUUUAAACUUUAUUUAAAAACAUUUCUGUAUUGCUGUCUCUGUUAUGAAAAGUUCUGUAAUACGAUGGUGUUUCUGGUUUUAUUUUUAAUUGUUUCAUCUGUACCACAGUCAAAUUAGAUUCCAUAUUUUCCCUAUUUCUUGGGCUUUCUUUAAAUCAGUGGAUCUUAGGUUUAAGUUUCUGUUUUCUUUGAUGAAGCUUUCAAUAAAAAAUGAAAAUAAAAUCAUUGAA